AUGGCAUUUUACAAAUUAACGAAACAGUUCGAUGAGAAUCUGCUCCAAGGGCAGGAAUUGACGAUCACCGCAGCCCAUUUCAGAAAUCAAACAAUAGUUCAGAUCCGCCUAGAAGGUCAGAUCGAUUCUACGUAUGAGGUAACAUUGGAAGGUAUAAGUUCCUUGGAACAUAGUCUCACUCGUCCCCUUGCAGGCCGACAAUUUCUAAAUGAAAACCAAGGCGGUGUAGAUGUAGAUGAAGAUAUCGACUCAAGCCACUUUAUAAGGGACAACUUAUCAGAUUACAAGGUUGUUACAAAAUUAGGGGAUCCAGAUGACACACAGUUGACAGUUAUCUCUUCGCAGAUUGCAGAGUUAUACAAUAGCGUAAUUAUACCCAAAUUUCAACCUUCACAUGAGAUGGAUAACAAUGGUAAAUUUCUCAUAUCGAUUAGCAGCAAAAUUUGGAAGGGUGACGGAUCAGCAGCUUUUCAGAAGUUAGUGUUCAUCUUACAAAGUAUUAAAGAGAUGUAUCUAUAA
Molecule: messenger RNA, 519 nt
Organism: Naumovozyma dairenensis CBS 421
Lineage: Eukaryota; Fungi; Ascomycota; Saccharomycetes; Saccharomycetales; Saccharomycetaceae
Gene: IRC25
Product: Irc25p
Exons: 1
Coding region: 1-519 (172 amino acids)
Source: RefSeq, a predicted model, not a curated record